UUAUCCAACAAUGAAUUCUCCAUUUAACAUCCGGUUUCAAGAAAGUUGUUAUGAACGCUGUCGAGGAAAACCAUAUUGACCCUUAUAUAAUACAGCUAUGUUUCAAGUUCAAGUUUGUUCUCCCGUACCUGUAACUGCUUCUCGUUAACCAGUGUCUAGUCUAGUUAUAGACGAAAGUGACUGGAUUUGAUGCUAAGAUUUUAGAUUUUGUACAACAUGUCAAAUCAGCCUCAACGAGUACGGCGAAAUGGGUCCCCAUCCACAUCAAAGCAAGGCCCUAUUAAAGCAGUGAAGGCUUUCUCCCUAAAGCAAGGGCAUUCACAUUUGACAUCAACAUCACCAAGAGACAGUAGUAAAUUAUGGUCAACAAAAUCUGUGGAUGCAAACUCUCCAGAUAGAUUAAGCCCUGGAGGAACGGCAAACGUUUCUUCUCAAGUUUCACUACAUUCACAGUCCCAGAGCCCUAAUCAUUUAAGUAAUAAUGGAGCAAAUAAAGAGAAAAGUAAAAACCUGCGGCACAGUCCGGUUCCUGGGAAAUCUACACGAGCGAGUUCAGUUGAUGCCGUUGUUCCAACUUACCUUACGGGUCACUGGCCUAAGGACAUUAACAAUUACCACCAUUGUCAAACUGAGGGAGUCUUCAUGUGUGACAAAUCAACUCAGACAGUUUCUGAUAUUGAAAAAACUGAGAAAAGAAGAAAAACCCACAAAAGAUCUGCUUCCUUAGGUCAAGGUGAUCACUUGAAACUUCAGUUUAUUAAACAGCAUUUACAGAAAUCCAAAGAAGGCAGCAAACAAUUUGAUGGCAAGCAACGAACAAGUCCCAUUCCUGGCAAACACUCAGCUCUUUCAUUUACUGCCCCUCCAGCAUUGUGCACACAGCUGUGCAAAGCAGUCACUCAUCUUGGACCUGUGUCUAGACCCAACAUGAAUAGAUUCCAGAGAAAUAGUGUGGAAGGUUUGAAUACCGAGAUUGAAAAACUUGUAUCAAGUGUGAAGUCUGUGAGUUUAUCCAGUAGUGAUGGUGAUGAUAAUGUAUUCAGGGAAAUACCUGAUGGACACAGAGCACCUGCACCAGAAUUGAAUCGUUUAAGUUGCACUAGAAGUGUGGAUACUCAAACCCCCUUGGAGCAGCUAGAUGUAGCACUGCCUGCUUCCCAUCUAUUACCAUAUAGUCCAGUUACACCAACAAGGCCUAAAAGUGUUGACAAUUACAGCAUACUCAGAAGCAGGUCCAACUCAAUAGACAGCAAAUCUAGCAAAGAAAACUCACCAGAGCCAUCGCCAUAUGUUGUAAGUCCAAAAUUAGAAACAUCUUGUCCAUUUGUGCGUGAACCUCCUGAUGGCUGUGAAAAAAUUACAGUUGUUGAUGAGUCAAGGCGUCCUCUUAUAAAAGAGCCAAUGCUAUUUUCACCAGUCAAGCCAAAUCAGUUUGUCUUUAAGCCAAGUCAAGGCUCAGCUUUCUGUCCACUAAUUAAAAGCUAUUUGGUGGAUUGACUGACAUAGGGCCCUGAUUUCUUCUGCUAUGAAAAUAUGUACACAUGGAAGUCAGAUCUGCACCUGGGAUAAUGUUGUACCUACCAAGUUUGAACAGUACACUUUAUAACAGCUCUUUCUAUAAAUUUUGUUUUCAUAAAGUUCAAACCACAAAAAAAAAUUUACCUUUGCAUACAUUUAUAAUAGAUUUAAUUUCAAAAUAUUACUAGCCACACCUAUCUUAGUAACAGGACAUAUCUUUUUUUUUUUAAUCCUGAUGUAGUUUCAUAAUGAUGGCACUCAUUUUUGAACCAUUUAUCUUUCCUUAACAAAUGACCUGAAAAAUAACUAGUUGCUGCUUCGAAGCUGUUCACAUGUUUCUUUCACCCACUUUAACCAACCGGUUUUCUAUAAAAUUUAAGUAUCCCUGAGACCUGUACCUCCCUCUCUCAUUAAUAUGAAUCUGACUUAGUCUAAACUGAUAUUCUAACGAUUUUUUUUACAUGCAUCGAAACAUUUUAAAAUUGCUUUUUUAUUGCAUCUAAUUUUUUAAAUAUGAAAAAAAACACUUCAAAAUAUCAAAAGUCAGGAUACUUCCCUUUUUUUUUUUUUUUUUAAUCUUGUUGAAAUAGUAUUUAGACUUUGGAAUGGACUGGUUGCAAUAAAUAUUUUGGUCUACAUGAAAAAUGUCCCAUACCUACAUGAUAACCUACCAGCAAUAACAACAAAUAAAUCAGUGCCAAGUUAAUAUAAUAAAUGUACUUUGUAUUGCAUGGCCUGGCUUUGCAUGAUAUUUGUUGAGAGGCAAGUAUAAAACAGAGAUAUACUAACUUUCAUGCAGUGCCCAGAGAAAAAUAACAUUGAUGUGUGGAACUUUUCUCAAGCCUGAUUGGCAGCUAAUUUAUACAUUAAUAUACCAAAAUUAUUGAAAAUACGUUGGCAAAACAAAAAACAUUUUCAUAAAUUUGUUUUAUAAACAUAUUUCAUAAGAUCUAAGUGUUCUUCUAUCCUAUGUCAAGUUUAGAUUUAGAGAAACAUGUAUAAGAUACCUUAAGGGUAAAUUGAGAUUCUUGGUAUGAUUGAAUCAAACAAAUUAAAUAUUCCAAAAUGGGAGGUGUUAAUAAGUAAAAUCUUUCUUCAUUAUGCUUUAUUGUGAUAGAAUUUGGAAAACUGAUGUUGAAAAAAACUGAUGACUUGUAUUAGUAACAAUAAGGUUUUUUGUUGUUUUUUUUUAAGUUACCUUGUGGAAAAGGUAAAUUGUAGGUAGACGCUGAGCAUCUGUUACCUCUGUGAUGAUUUACUUUCUUUGAUUUGAAUGUCCAGGAGUAAAUCUUUGAGUUGGCAGCAAUUCUCUGUUUCCAUAGAUACAAUAUUACACUCUGUCACUGCUGUAGAAUAAGUUGCCAACUGGAAUUUGAAUAUUAUAAUAGUUGUCCAUUUUGAAUUUCUCCUUUUAAAUGGAACUAAUGCUUUUCAUAAUUGUUACUCUAAAUGUGUUUAUUCAUCUCUUAAUUUUUGUUAUUGAUUUUUUUUAAAUUUUUCCAAGGCUAAAGGGGGGAAAGAAAUGUGUGGCAUCAGUCAGAUGUCUGGCUACAAAACAGGACAUUUUGGCCAAGAGCCAUUGUUAUUUAUUCCAACUGUUAAGGAUGCCAACUACUGUUGUGGAAAACAAAGCAGGAGAAUGCGACUAGUUUGAAAGAAAUGUGAGUGGGCCAGUGUUUAACUCUUUCUCUCCGUAAUUAUUUACCACUUUCUGGUGGAAUCAACGUUGGUAUCGUCAGUUAGGAGAGAAAGAGCUAAUAAAAAGAUUAGUUUUAGGGUAUGGGGUAAAUAUGUAUCUUUUUAUCCCACACAUGACUUUUUCUGUUAUGUUGUAUUAUUGUAUAAUCAUUUAGUGUCCCCUAGAAUGGACUGUUUAAAUAAAUUAAAACGGUGGAAACAAUUUUCAAGGACUUUCAAGUGUUUUUGCAGCCAUGUUUUCAAAUGUAUAUCCUUCCUCUGCUUCUACAGAUGAAUAGGCUUACGAAUUAGCUUAUGAAGUUUUAACAAUUAUUUUAGUCAUAGAAAUUGUUCAAGAGAAUACAUUUUUCCUAUCAGUAAACACAUUAUGUACCAGGUUUUACACAAAAUAGAAACCUAUUAGUGCAAUAGAUUUCUUUCCUUUGUUAGUUUCUUCUGGAUUGUUAAUGUUUAAUUCAUUGUGAAGAUGUUUCAGUUGUUUUAAUGUAUUGACUGCAUCUUGUCUAAUUCAUAUUCAGAGGAUUUACUAUAUUUAAGUUUAUUUUAUUUGAAAGUAAGUUAACUUUCUAGCAUUAUUAAACAGUUGGCAUGGUAAAACAUAAAAAAAAAACAUCAAAAAAUUGUAAAGAAAAAAUUAAGAAAAAAAAGUUAAACUUAAAACCACUAAUCUCUCUUAAUUUUUUAUCUGAUUCCUUUUUAUUCAAUCUUCCAUUCAAUUAUUUUUUAAAGUAUAAAACUUUUUUUUUUCAUUUUGUAUUACAGGGGUUUUUAUUUAUUUCUUAUUUACAUGUCUUAUUUUUAAUUAUUUCAUACUGAAGUUCGUAUUAAUUAAUUUUAAUUAAAUAGAUGCCAUAAUGUUUUGUUUACUUCAACUAUGAAGGAAAAAUUUAUAACCCUUCAUUGGUGUUUAAUUUUUUUUUUCCCCUCUACUUUUUGAAAUUAUAAAUAUUUGCAUGUUUGGUUUUAACCCGUUCAUCCUCAAAGAAAUAGAAAAUUGUUAGUGUUUACUAGUUUAGAGAUAAGUAAUUUUAACUGUUUGUGUUCAGGGUUAGAUAAUUGUAACUGUCAGUGUUCAAGGUUAGAAGAUAAAAUCUUGGUUUAUGGGGAUAGGAAUUACAAUUGUCAAGAAUGAGAUACUUUACCUGAAUUUGUCCAAAAUGUUAUGGCUUAAUUCUGAUGAGUUCUACAAGUGGUUAGCAUUUUAUUUUCACAUGUUUCAAUGUGCACAUUAUUAAAAUGAUCAAAAAAAAAUAGCUUUUUGUGAUGUAAAUGUUUCAGAAAUUGUUUUAUUGAAAAAAAAAAUUCUCCACCAUUUUUGUAUCCAGUCCAUGUAAUCUUCAAGCGCCGUUCUUUCAUUAUUUGCUGGACCGCAUUUGUCCACCAUGACAUACCGUCCAUUUGACUCCUCUGGGUUAACAUUUCAAAUAAAUUGUUUUUGUUUAUCUGAAAUGGUUUACUUUUCACUGGAUCUGUCUUGGAGAUUUGUGUUUUAAAAUCUGAUUUACUAAGAAAUGUUUUAAUGAAAGUACAGUGACUCUUGAUAGUUCAGCACUUCAUAAUCUAGUAUACUCAGUUAUCCGACGCGACAUUGAUGUAUGAAUGGUAUAUUUUUAAAAUGUAGGCAGGUUUAAAUUGUAAUUUAAUACAGUAUUUGUAAUCAUGUUAAUAUCUUUUAGAUCAAUCAAUUUUAGUUGUUCAUCUAUUGUUUUAUCUUAUACCCUUAAAAGUCUAGGAGAACAUCUUAUCAUAAAUAGAAUUUUCUUGACAUAUACAAUUGUUUAAAGUACAGAUGAAAUUUGGUAACCCUACAUUUUCGGUAAUCUUACAAUACUGUUAGACUAUCAAGAGUCAACUGUAUUUCAAUGUUGGUUACCUGGGGUCGAUGCAGGCUAUUGAUUGUUGAAUUGUUUGAAGCAAAAUGUUAUUGUUGAAUUGGUUGAAGUGAGAUGUUGAUUGUUGAAUUGGUUGAAGUGAGAUGUUGAUUGUUGAAUUUGUAAAAUUGAAGCACUCCACUGUUAAGGAACAUCAAAUAGUUUUAGGAACUGUUGUUUUUUUUUUAAACUUUCCAAAAUACCAUGAACACAUUUUGUUUAGUAAACAUGUUUGAAUUUGGUAAAACAUUUCAUAAAGUCUUUAUCCUUUCAAAAAAAAAAUAUGGAUUAAAAGUAAUUAUAAAAUAUAACUUUUUUUUCUAUUAUCAGCCAUGAAAUUGAUGUUUAAAUUAGCCACAGUAAGCUGAACCUUUUUUUUAUACAAUGAUAAAAUGUCAGAAAAGACAUUUUCUAGUAUUUAUCAUUUAAUUUUAAUCUUUGUUGACCAAAAGAUUAGAUAUCUAAACAGUAACAUAAAACUCAACAACAAAAAGAAAUAACUUUCACAUUGAAACUUUGGGACCAUUAUUACUACGUUUUUGUUUCAAAUGUUACUGGGUUUUUAUUUGUUUUAUUGUGUUUUGAAGCAUUCGGUUUACCCAUUACUAUUAUUGCUUUUGUUUUCUUUUUUUUGUCCAUUUUUUUUUUUUUAAGUUUAAAACAACAAUUUCUGCUUUGAAAAGUCCCAGAUUUUUGCAUUACAAGUAACAAUUUUAUAAUUGUUUGAGUUGGAAGUAUGUAAAAAUAAUGCAAUGUAUAAAAAGUCACCCAUUCAUGUACUGGUGACAAAAAUACUGCUUUAUGAAUCUCUUUGUUUUAUUCUAUUAAUGCUGGUUGGUAUGAUUGUGAUCUUGUUGUAGCCUGAUCUUUAAUUUAUUGAAAAAAAAAAAAUAAAACAAGUAUUUCACAAUUAAGGAAAAAAAAAAUGUUAACUAGUAUUAUUUAACACAUUUUGAUUUCUCUCAACAUUGUUGACAUUGCUAGAUUUUGUUGGAUGAUAUUACAUGAGGGAUUCUAUUCCUAUAAUUGUAUGAUAAUUGAAAUGUCAAAUUGUUGGUCACUAAUUCUACAUGUUUGGAAAUAUUUUUUUAAAGUAUUUAGUAACAGCUAUUAAUUUGCAGACACUUGUACAGUGGUAAGAUAUUUUCAAAUAAAACAUAUUGUUUUAAAGGCAAAAAAAAAUUUAAUCUAAGUACUGGAAUAUUUUGUUCACAAAUGAUGGUAAUAACAAUACACGUUUUGUAAACAUUUUUGUCUCUUAGGCUAAUUCUACUCAAUCUUAUUCAAAUUGUUGAUAUCAUUUUACUUUGUAUUCUAAUGAAUUCUUUAUAUUCAAUUUACUUAGACCCUCAAUGUAUUCUUGUUUCCAGUUUCUUCCAAGUGCAUAUAGUUAAUGUUCUAUGUUCUUAGAAAGAGGUUAUACUGAUGUACAGAAAGAAUGUUUUAAUUUGUUGUUUCAAUAAAAGUCUAGUUAACUAAGUUAAA
Messenger RNA from Biomphalaria glabrata, 6572 nucleotides. Its product is annotated as protein FAM117B-like. The transcript has 10 exons. The coding region runs from base 217 to 1497 and encodes 426 amino acids. Lineage: Eukaryota; Metazoa; Mollusca; Gastropoda; Planorbidae. The record is from RefSeq and is a predicted model, not a curated record.